Molecule: messenger RNA, 6391 nt
Organism: Porites evermanni
Lineage: Eukaryota; Metazoa; Cnidaria; Anthozoa; Scleractinia; Poritidae
Source: the annotation of a GenBank genome assembly
AAAAAACAGUAAAUGGAACAUGGCGGAGGCAGAGCGGCAAAGGAUCUUUUCCGAGCGGGCAAGAAAUGGUCUUUCGUACAAAUCAAGCCCAUUAUUAGGCUCAGCUAGAAAGUAUCAAGCUUCGGAGAAAAGUUCAUUGUCAGAGAGCUUUGAAGGACCAAAAUGUUACGGUUCAACGCGAAACCCACUUCAACCGCAGUGCGAUGUAAAAUGGAUAGGACAUGUGUUAGAGGAAACAGACACGUUACAAGGGGUGGCUAUAAAAUACGGCGUGACGGUAAGAAAAGGCGUUGGAAAAAUAUAUAUCUUAUGUGCUUUUCAUUUUAUUGUAAAACUGUUUUAAGGGUAAAUAGCCUCUUCAUUACACGGAAUACGCAAUUAAUGUUGUGUUAUGCUAGUAUUCGACUGUGCUAUUGUAUUCGGAUUGUGUAAGAUUUCCAGAAUUCUCGAAUUUCAUCCUCGUUACAUAACCUUGAUUUUGUAUCAAUUUAACUGAGAAUGCUGUUUAUAUAUGCACACGAAGAUAACAGUUUCAUGAACGGGAAAACGAUUUUUCCGUUUUCGGUUUAGGUUUAAUACAUGCAUGUGGACGCCGAUGUACACCUAUAAUUGCUUUGGGAAUCGUGCUUUGGUCUUUGAAAGUCAUUGUUUGGUGGUCACUCAAGCAAAGCAUUGCAUUGUAUUCUGCGUUUCAAUGGCCAAAUCACAAAGCAACCUUUAUUGAAAUAGGUGUGUACAGCGGGCGAGCAUAGCUGUAAACAUCCUCCAUGACAUCAUAAAUAAUGAUCUGUCUUGUGACACUGUAAGACAAACAAUCUGAUUCAUGUGCUGCUAAAAUACAGAGACUUUGUUGUCUAAUGGAUAGAUGGUUUUCACUAUCAUGCAGUAAAAUAUGCAAAACCAUGCUAUGAAUAUAGAAACCCAUCUGCCCCCUGGCAUUUGCCAAAAACACCAUUUGAAUUAGCUUGCGAAUACAGCAGUCUGCCACAAGGGAUAUUUCACAGGAGAGACAUCUGCACCUCAACAACAAAAAUUCCACACUGAUGUAGCAAAGAGCAAGGAGAGGCGGUUGUAUUCACAGGCUACAAAUAAUUUGAAUCUAGUUGAGCCAUUUUCUGUCAAGAGUCCCAAAGAGGUUUUUUGGGAUCUGGAUUUGCCUUAUUUGAAUGCCAGGAUUCAUGAUUUAAAAGCAAAAUGGGGUCCAGAUUUGGAAUUGACAGUAUGCACAUGAUGAGGAAAUAUGCCAGAAAGAAACAUCAGGAUUACAGGUUUGAGUGCAAAUUUGGGUGCGAGAAUAGGAUUUUAUCCCGGACAAAAAGUGGGAAGAGUCUUUUAUGAAGACCCUGAGGAUUGUGAAUUUUUUUUGAAGCAACGUUUUUUGGAAGAUUUUCAUGAGAAUUUCCUGGCCAAAUUACUGUACGCUGUACUUGAUUUUGGCUCUUUUCUCUGGCUUAUUUGAAUAAUCACAAAGUUGUUUCUGACCAUGAAAGAGGUCAUUAAUGACAUUACUAGUGGCAAGGGGGAGGGGACGUAAUUCUCUUCAGGUCAUUGAGGUAUGCUGGAGUGUCUCUGUUACAGGUCAAAAUUAUAUUUAGGUUAAAAAUUUUUUAACCUAGGUUGAUUCUCAAUUUCCUUUGUCUCCUGUCCCUUAUUUAUAAAUAAUCAGGGCUAGGAGACAAAGGAAAUAGAGGAUCAAACUGAGUUAAAACAUUCUAACCUGAAUAUAAUUGUGACCUGUAACAUCUUCUCCGAGUCCUGUCUCUAAGUCUACCUGGCUGAAAAGUAGUCAGCACAUCUGGAAUUUACCUUACUUUUCAAAAUAACUCAGUAUCUCUAGUGAACUUAUAAGCAUUUACUUUAAGCACUUCUCCUGAUGCUUUUUCUGCUAAGAUGGCAAAGAAACCCACAAGAGAAAGUUUUUUUUUAAUGACAAACAGGCUUUUUCCUUUAAAUGUACUGUUUGAAGAAUAUACUGCCUUAUAAGAAGGUAAAAAUCUAGGACCUUUUAUAGUGGAUAAGGAAAAAAAUGUGAUGGCUUUUAUGUGUUUUGUUUCAAAAUCCAAUAAUCCACAGUGCAAAUGAUCUAUUAGGUGUUCUAGGGCAAGCUCUUAAAGAAUGAUGUCUAAAUUUGCUGUGCAGUCAAUUGUUGUAGUGAUAUUUAUUAAUGCAGCAAGACUUCUAUAGGAAAAAUUGUUCUUAGUCUUGUAGGUGCUGUUAAUUAAACUGGUGAUUUCUGGAACCCAGCCAAGGAGCAUUAAGUUACAUUAUUAUGCCCUGGUUGAGGAAUCAACAAUGUUGUAACGUUGCCUCUCCCAUGAAUAGUCAAGAAAAUAGAAACAUUGGCUUAACAUUUUUGUCAAAUCAUUUAGUUGAUGGCUUAGACUAACCUAAAGCCAACCUUACAUGUAAAAAGAUCCUCUUGUCAUUCUUUAUGGUGCUGGUUUAUUCUGGCAUCAAAAAACAUGACUUGAACAUAACAUGGCGGUGGGCUCAUUAGGAGAAGAAAAAUUGGCAAAAAUUACUAAUAUAUUGGAGUUAAAUGCCAAGUUAAUUGAAAGAUAGUUUCUCUUUGACUCAAGUUUCAUUUACCAACUGAUAUUAUUUUCCUUUGUGAUCCCAUUUUCUGGGUUGAUCAUUAUGCUAUUGUUGCGUUUGUGCAUCAUGAGAUAAAUGAAUUAUUCAAAGUGAAAAAAAAGAUGGCAAAUGCAAAUUAUAAUCUUAAUAUAAUGUGUAUGUGCAUGUGCAUAGUAUACAUGGGAGGCAUCAACAAAAAUUGGGAGAGAUUUUGUAUACCUGUUAAAUGGUAUACGAAAUGUCUUCUAGGGAAAUACUUCGAUGUGUAUAAACAGCUUUUAACAAUUGCAUAAAUGUAGAAAAAACUCUUCCUAAUUUUUCUUUCAUGAAUGUUAAUUUUUGUUAGGUUGAACAGCUGAGGAGAGCAAAUAAAAUUUGGACAAAUGACAACAUACAUCUCUUAAAAAUCCUGAAGGUUCCAGUGAGGAAAAAUUCCCCACACUAUGUAGAUGAACUAGAAGUUUCGGAUGAUGAAUCCAGCCCAGAUAACAGCAGCACAAAUGAAAACAAAAUCACAAAUAACUCUAAUUUAGUUAAAGGAGGGCAGCCUGGUGUGUUGCUCAAUGGCUUUGGAGAAAAAUCCAAAGAUUUGGAAGGCAGCUCAGAAGAGAUACAGCAGACAAAAGAGACCCCUCUUAGUUUUCUCCAACAGCUUGAUGCACGAAUAAAAAGCUCCAAAAAAGAAUCUGAAAAACUAAGGUGAGUUCUGUGUGGCAAAUUUCAAGCUGGUUUUUACUUUCAACCUUUUAAAUUUUUAUUUGAAACCAUUCAAUAGAUGAAGUCAAGAAUCUGAAAGAUAGUAGAAGCAAGGCAACAUUGAUUGGCUGGGGGUGGGGGGGUACAGUCGAACCUGUAUUAAGCAGCACCAUAUUAAGCGGUCAACCUCUAUUAAGCGGUCAGUUUUCAAAGUCCUGAAAAAUACUUUGGUUGAUGUAAUGUAAUUUUGACCUCUAUUAAGCACUCACCUCUAUUAAGCGGUCACAUUCACCAUUUGCAAAGUCCCAGUGGGCCUUUUUCUAUUGUCUUGACCUAUAUUAAACGGUCGCAUGACGUCAGUUACUUGUUCAUACUGUUUCAAUUCCUUGUUUAUUUUUGCAAAGUAUUAAAAUGUUGGAAAUGAAUGUUUCUUUUUGAGGUCAUAUGUCUGAUCUGAUCAGCACUGGAGAUCAAAUUCUUUAAACUGUAUUUCUUGCAACCUGUAUUAGGCAGUCACCCUGUAUUAAGCAGUCAAUUAGCCAUUCCCUGAGGGUGACCACUUAAUACAGGUUCGACUGUAGUUUUUUUAUGGUACCCUAAAUGUAGAAACAGACUCUUGCAUUAGCUCAACUAAUUGGAGUUAUUAAAGACAUUGUGAAAGCAAAAAUUCCAACUCUACUUUUCAUUUAAAAAAACGUUUCUGAUGAAAGUUUCCCAAGGUGGUCUGUCCUGAAAAGCUAUUAGCUAUUAAAUGCAUAGUUAGUAUAACAGACUAUCAGGUUAAUGUUACUGUACAAGUAAGUAAGCUUUUGGCUGAUCUGGUGGUUGGAAAAUGCAGUACAACUCAACUCAUGGCUUUGAUUUCAGAGAAGGAAUUUCAUCUACAUCCUGACCUUUCUAUUUCAAGGUGUUACUGUCUUAUAAACUUACAGCAUAGUUGGUCGAGGAGACUGGUUAAUGAAAGCCAGUAAACAUCAAAGUUGAAAACAAUGGUGUUGUAGGUUAUAUUGGAAGCUCCCUGACCAUGCGCAAUCCUUUGUUUUUUGUUCACAAAUUGUGACGGAAUAAAUUAAUGCGAUGUUUCUGUUGGUCAGUAAGUUCAAAAUGAUAGGAAUGCUAUUGAACAUUGAGCACGCGUUAUCAAAAACAGGAUCAAUUUAGGUUUCAGGGAAACUGCCCACCUACCCCUCCUCUGAGCCAACAUUAUCACUUACUUCUCACUUAGGGCAAAAUGUUGGCUCAGGGGAGGGGUAGGUGGGUAGUUUCCCAGAAAUCUAAAGUGAUCUUAAAAACAUAUAACAAAGAAGUGUGUCGGGCUUUAUAACCAUCCCACUUUAUUAUCUAUGCGUACAGUACGAAACCAGUUAGAACUCUUUAUUCCCCAGUUUGAAGUUUUUGCUGUUCUUGCAGAACUGUCUCUGGUCCUAAAGUCAUAGCAGAAGUGGAAAAGUUAAAUGAGAGCCAUGUCACAGAUGAUGAUUUGUUCCGACCACUUGAAAGUAUAUCAUCACGCAAACACAGAGGAAAGAUACUUGCAUCAAAGAGACAUUUUAAAACGGAUAGAACUUCUCUUCAGGAAUCUGAUGAACAGUUCUUUGAGCUCUGAUUCAGUUUAAAACAUUUUUAGCAAUCAGAUUCUGCGGUUAUUCUUGUGGAAGUCCUUUUACUGCAGUGACAGAGAUGACAAUACAUGCAUAAUAUAAUUCAUUAUUAUUAUAUAAACACCAAUAAAAUACCAGGUGAGCUUUCACGUGAAAACUUGGUAUCUUCACAUGUGAAAAUAUCAUCAUUGCUGUAGCUACAUAAUAAAUCCCCCCUUUCACACCAAAAAACUAUUAAAGUGAAUUGGUUUGGUAGUUCAUUGGUGUUUAUAUAAUAAAUAGAAUAUUACAUGGCCUCUUGGAGAUACGAAAUAUCUCUUCGAGUGUUGAAAAGAUAUUUUACUCGUUCACGGCGCUCACUCGUGAAAUAUUUUUCAACACUCAAAGAGAAAUUUCGUAUCUCCACGCGGCCAUGUAAUAUCCUCUAUUUAUCUCAUGAUUUGGAAGGAAUCAUUUGAGUUACCAAUAGCCCUGAAUGAACACCUGCUAAAAUGUCAGGAGUGAAUUUGAUGUCUAUACAUUGAAGAAUUGAGUGUUCUUUGGGUUGACAGAAGUGACGUGUAAAUGCAAGUUUUAGAUUAAUUUUUAGAAAACAUGAAUUAUUGAAUGUCCCCAAUCAGAGUUCCUUUUUCCCAGGACUGAGUGGGACUCAGAAUAUUUUUUAUAUGGCCAAAAAAUGAAAUCCAAACUUUUGACAGUGACCACUAAGCAGGGGCAGAUUCAGGAAUUUUGGGAUUGUAAGUGGAAGCCCACUUGUUUGUACUCUUCAUAAUUUUCAUCCUUUCUUGCAGCUAAGUGCUUCCCAUUAUUCUGUACCAGACAACUUCAAUUAUCUAGACCCUUAUAAUUGUGAUACUUGUAGUAAUGUUGAAAUUCUAUCCGUAAAUGAAUGCAGCUUUGAAACAUUCUUUCUUUGUAAUUAUUGAUGACUUUUUGCACGUGUCAUCAGCCGGAGCAAGCCUUUGGAUCCUUGUAAAAAGGUAUAACCAAAGCCUUAGGCCCUGUCCACAGUAAUGCAUUUUCGCUGUCAUCGAAAACGCAUCGAUCGAAUCGUGUCCACACUUCCGUUUUGAUGCGUUUCGAUUGUCCACACUAAAAUGUUAGAAAACGAUAGAAUUGCACGUUGUGACGUAAGUUGAACUCUAUGCGCAUGCUCCAAUUUUUCACACGCACCUGCGAUAUUUUCGGUCAUCGUUUUUAUUUUGAUGCGUUUUCGACCGUCCACAAUAAUAGAAUGUGUAUGCGUUUUCGUUUUGAUCCACCCUCAAGAGCGUUUUCAAAUCGAUGCGUUUUCGAUGAAAACGCUGAGCGUAUUGGUGUGGAUGGAAGGCCUAAACGCAUCGAAAUGUGUGCGUUUUCAAACUUCAAUUUGUGAUUGAAUGGGCAAUUAGGUGAAAGAUGAGACAAUGAGUUAAUCACUCCCUUCUCCUAGAUCAGCUAUACAACAUAAAAACUGAGAACACACCCCUCUCUUGUUAUGAACAUUAUGUAAAGUUCUGUAAUAUAAUAGGAUUAUUGAA